GCCUUCUCCUACUUCCCCCCCCCCCUCCAGUACUCGUAACUGCCGUCUGCGUCUGCGCGGGAGACCAGGACAAGUCGCCGUAAAGCGUGAGUUAAAGUAAGGGGGGGCUAGACUAGUCUGAAUGUUUUGAUUCCGUGCGCAAGCCGUGUGCAAGUUUCUGCCAGCGUGAAUGCGUGUUAAACUGAGAAACAGUGUGCGCGCAGACUUGAGUUAGUUGAACGUUUGAAUGAAAGUAUAGAUAGUUGCAAUAACACGUUGCAAAUGACUGGUGGCGUUUAGUAAACGCCACUGGAAAACGAGUGCGAGUUACAGGCGGAAUUUUUCUUCGACACGUGUGAAGUGAAGUAAGUCGCCAUGUUUGAUGUAUUUGGCUCGGUCAAAGGGCUCCUGAAGCUGGACUCGGUAUGUAUAGACAAUAAUGUGUUCAGACUUCAUUACAAAGCAACUGUGAUUAUUUUAAUUGCCUUCUCUCUUCUCGUGACAUCUCGACAGUACAUUGGCGAUCCUAUCGAUUGUAUCACGGACGAAAUUCCAUUGCAUGUAAUGGACACGUACUGCUGGAUCUAUUCGACGUUUACGAUACCCAACCGGUUGAAUGGGAGGGUGGGUGUGGACGUUAUCCAACCGGGAGUUUCAAACCACGAAGGUGAAGAAGUCAAAUACCAUAAAUAUUAUCAGUGGGUAUGUUUCGUCCUGUUUUUCCAAGCAAUAUUGUUUUACAUACCACGUUACUUAUGGAAGACUUGGGAAGGCGGUCGGAUAAAGAUGUUAGUACUCGACUUGAACUGCCCGAUGGUGACCGAAGAUUGCAAGACGGAUCGAAAGAAUCUUUUGGUCGAGUACUUCGCAUCCAACUUGCACACGCAGAACUUCUACGCCAUAAGAUUUUUCAUCUGCGAAGCGUUAAACUUCGUCAACGUCGUGGGUCAGAUAUUUUUCAUGGACUUCUUCCUCGACGGGGAGUUCUCGACGUACGGCUCGGACGUGGUGAAGUUCACUGAAAUGGAGCCUGAGGAACGAGGGGAUCCGAUGGCAAGAGUUUUCCCUAAAGUGACCAAGUGCACUUUCCACAAGUUCGGUCCUUCAGGAAGUGUGCAGAAGUUUGACGGUCUGUGUGUGCUACCACUGAACAUCGUUAAUGAGAAAAUUUACGUGUUCCUGUGGUUCUGGUUCGUUGUGUUGUCUAUUGUCACCGGGCUUUCUCUCUUGUACCGGAUUAUCGUCUGCUUCGGGUCGGAUGUUCGAAUGUAUCUCCUUCGUGCCCGAUCACGUCUGGCGCCGCACGAAGAAAUCGAAGCCAUAUCCCGCAAAUGUCAAAUUGGCGACUGGUUCGUGUUGUACCAGUUGGGUAAGAACAUAGAUCCUCUCAUCUAUAAAGAACUUGUUUCUGAUCUAGUGAAAAAACUGGAAGGCAAAGAACAAGUAGUGUAGUUGCAGUUUUUAGACGCAGUUUUGUGUCCGCAGUCAGCGUUUCAUGUUUUCCUCCCCUUUAUGUCGUGGGGAAAAUUUAUGUAAACUUUAUUUUGAAGGAUGGUGAAUGCAGAAACAUUUGCAAACCGAGCAAUGUCGGUGAACAUUCCUAAGUUCUUUGAGGUUAGCUAGAUAAUAAACAUGAAUUGCGGCUUCAUACUAUUUCGAGAGUUGAAUAAUGCCUUCAGUAAGUUAUAAAAGUGUCACUUUUUGGCCUUAUUUUUAAGGUUUGCCUUGCAGUACCAUAACGUUCGUUAAUAUUUACAUGUUGUACUUUGUGGCGCGUAAAUGUGACCUUACGCUAAAAUAAAGCUGGGCAUUCCUUUCAAUCUUGUUAGCCUCGGGCAAGAAGUGAUACAAAAAUUUCCUGUGAUUAUUUAGAAGACUGGCUUAUUGAAAUCACAUUUGCAUUAUAUUGUAAAUUUUUGUUUUCAUGUAAUGGAUACAUCAAACCAACGUUGAUAAUACUAAUACUGCUUCUUGGUGUAAAAAAAAAUAUUUUUGUUGACACGGUAACUUAUUGAGCUUGUAGUCUACUAAUCAAUUAUUUAAAAAAAAAUAUUUGCAGCCAUAUUUUUCAUUACUUAUUCAUAUCGGUUUUAAUUAUUAGAGCAUUUAAACUGAAUUAAGAAAAAAAAUUACUUUGCAAAAUAAAUUUUAAUUUGCAGUCAGUAGUGACUUGUCAAAAUUAGGUGUAUGAGCUGACAACAAAUUUUAUUUGGGUUGCAAAGAAUAUAAUUAGCUGUUAUGUCAACAAAUUAAUAUUUGGCUAUUGUGAGAACAUUAUUUUGUGUAUAUAUAUGUUUAUUUAUUUUUCUGAAGUCAUUCGGCCUAAAAAUUUAAUCAAGAUCUUUAAUACAGCUUUUGUUAUAAAAAGAAUGAUGCCGGUUACAAUAGUCAGUAAUUUUAAACUUAAUUGCUUUUAACUAUUAUGAAUUUUUGGUAUAUGAAUAUCAGUUAACAGUAAAGGAUGACAACCUAAAAAUAUUUCACAUUACAAUUUUUAGGUGUUUAUUCAGACAGCAUUCCAUACAUAUCUGUCGUGUGAAGUUGAAUUUGUUGAUAUUAGCCUACUUUUAUCUGAAAUAGCUAGAAAGAAAUGAAAAUGCUAUUACUAUUGUAUAAAAAUUGUUUUAAAGGCAUGUGAUUAUAGGUUUUUGUGAGUACAUUGUUUAUUAUUUUAGAAAGACCAAAUAUUUUAGUUUACAUCUCCAAUAUAGUAAUGGAGAAUGUGCAAAAGCCACUGGUCUGUUCCGUAUGGUGAAAAUUUUUGUUUUUGAUAUUUGCACAAGUUUGGAUUUAUUUGCCACUGGCUUUACUUAGUAAUGUGAUACACAAGGGCUUGAAAUAGUUUAAAUAUGUUAGUGCCUUAAGGCAAGUUAGUAGGGCCAAACAACAUUGAUGAUGCUUUUACAAUACUGUAUUACUAUAAUGUUCAAAUAAGUCCAGCUCAAGUGUAAUGCAUUCCAAUUUUGGGACCAAGGUUUUUUCUACAGUAACAAGAUUCCUGGUGUAUGUAUGUAUGUAUGUAUGUAUAUAUAUAUAUACACACACAUUCAGUAUUGUCCAUGUGCUGGUGUAGCCUUCCUAAGGGUGUUGCGAUCGUUGGAGGGGAAUGUGACACUUGCCAGCCACUAGAUAAGUUGUCUGUCAAAUGAAGCCAUGUUUUGAACAGAAAGAAGAUUGUUGGGCCUAAACCAUUUUGUCUGGUGCCAUGUUACGUGAAAGAACUAAGGCUGUUUACUAUCUGCUGUGCCUUACAUUUAACAGAGAGAAUGGAUUCACAUCUAUACAUAAACAGUAAACUUAACAUUUUUUUUAUAUGAAUUAUUUGUGUAUAUGGCUGGUUUACCAACCAAAAAUGGAAAAUAUGUUUUGGUGUUAGGGUGAACCGUCCUGGUUGCUGAAAUUCUGUGGUGGAGCAUGCAACGAAAGUAUCCAUGACUGUGCCCGGUGAAAAUUUUUUGCACUGUGUAACAAAAGUUUUGCCCAAAUUGUAAUUGGUUUUAGUUAGCCAAGUUAAUCCUAAAGUCACAUUGAGCGAGUUUACUUGUUACUCGCCUGCAAAUCCACUCAUUGACUAACUCGCUCAUUGUAAACACGCUGACUCAUUAACUUGCCCUAGCCUCAAUCCAGUGAAUAAGUCAAACUACUUUCCCCGCCACUAGCUUAUUGUGCUGGAAUUUAUUUGGUUAUAAUAAGUAUCAAUGACCUUACAAGUAUGAAAUUGUUAAGAAAUAGAACAGUAUUGUUUUUGUUUCAUUUAAUUUUAAGUUAAAGUGAGUUAAUUAGACUACAAAACAUGUUUAUGAAAAUUUAAUCUUCAAGAAACUCAAUUGUGUGCCAGUAAAUAUUUUCAGGACAUGCAGUUGACACUCGCUGAGCUAUUGACAUCACACUCACAAACGUGACAGUUUCUUGCUGAGGAGUUCUUAUAUACUGGCCCAGUGUAAUUGAUUUUUUUACUUAAUCCCAUUAUCAUACUAACACCAUCACUUUCGGGUUUAGUUUAGUUUAUCACAUUCAUUAGAUCUUUUUUGAGAGUACAAGUUGCACAAAGAUAAUGUAAAAGUCGUGUUAUAGUUAACUACCAUGAUAACAAUGUAGGUAAGUAAGUAAAUAAACAAUAUUUUUUGUAUGUCCUUUUUCGGAAUUACCUACCUGCUAUGGCAAGCUGUGUGCUUUACCUUGUCGACGUUCACUGAGUUAGUGGAAACUCUUGCACACAUUUCUCAACUAUGCUAGUAAUAUUGUGUAACCGAGGCUUUUUCCCCUUCAGUAAACUUGCUUCAAUUUCACGUAAUUGAAUGCUGAUAAGUAUUGGCUUUUACAAAUUUAUUACCUUUGAUUUUGGUUUGGAAACUCAUUUGUGCACAACCAAAUGGUUUGCUACUGUUGAGAUGUAUUGAUCUAUUAUAUGGAGGGAUUUUGGUGCAAUUAAGCUUUUUUUAAAUUUUAUUUUAUUUUAGUGCUGUGUAGGUAGUUCAUAGUAGAUGUGUUCUAAACUGUGAUAGAAUCUCCUUAUUGUCAUUGCCUAGUGUUUUAUUGCAAUUUGGUGAGGCUUGGUGGAGAGGUUACAAGUCUUUUUAACACCAGGUUUUUAAUUUUAUUUUACAUCCUGAAAGGCAUUUGUUACUAAUCACAGUGCAAUAAUUUGUUUCAGUAUUUGAAAGACUCUAAAUACUAGAUUUUCAAAUUGAAUCUUGGUUGUUCGGAUAUUAUAAAAGGUCAUAGUCUAACUUGUCCAUAUUUUUUGUGAAAUAUUUUUACACUAGUGGCAUACAGAUAAUUGAUACAUUUUUGCAUUAUUAGUUGUAAAUAGGAUUGGGCAGUUACAUCCAGCGCUCAAUUCAGCAGCCCGGACGUUUAUUGAUGCUUAUUCGUAACUUCCAAGUUAUUACAAUCUUAUUUCUUAGGUCACAUCCAGAUGAAACUUUUUCAGUAGUAGAUGUAAGUGUUCAAGAUAAUAUUUGCAGUUUUUUAAGGGCAUUUUUGCCUGUGUUGUAUGUGUAGUCAUAGUGCAUUUGGAUGAACUAUGAUUAUGGUAUUAGCCGUUAAUAACAUUCCAUGCAACUACUACUUGUUUUAUUUACACAUUCAAAUAUUGUGAUGUGCUGUAUUGAUUUUAAAAUAAGCAGUUUUUUUUGUACAAAAGGAGAUGUUCAUAAAAUAAAUUUACAAUGCUUAAUUUAAA
This is a messenger RNA of Bacillus rossius redtenbacheri, 5164 nucleotides long. RefSeq names its product innexin inx2. The record is from RefSeq and is a predicted model, not a curated record. Bases 355 to 1431 code for a protein of 358 amino acids. Gene Ontology annotation, cellular component: gap junction; plasma membrane. NCBI's taxonomy places the organism in Eukaryota, Metazoa, Arthropoda, Insecta, Phasmatodea, Bacillidae. Gene Ontology annotation, molecular function: gap junction channel activity. Gene Ontology annotation, biological process: phototransduction. The transcript has a single exon.